Messenger RNA from Monascus purpureus, 1148 nucleotides. The record is from the annotation of a GenBank genome assembly. NCBI's taxonomy places the organism in Eukaryota, Fungi, Ascomycota, Eurotiomycetes, Eurotiales, Aspergillaceae.
AUGGUGGGCUCCAUAGCCAUUAUUUUCGUCUUUCUCCCCGAAUCGCCGUGGUGGCUCGUCAGUAAGGGAAAGAUCGAGCACGCCACGAAGGUCGUAUGGAUCUGCAACGGGCGUGUUCAGGACUACAAUGUCCAGGAGCAGAUUGAAGUCAUGAAUGCCACCGUUGCAGAAGAGCGCAUCAUCGCCGAACGCAACUCCGAACUAGGGCUUUGGGCUGCCUUCCGUGGACGCAACCUCAUCCGCUUCAUCAUCGCCGGAUGGCCGAAGAUUGCGCAGCAGUUUGUCGGGUUGUCUGUGUUUAACACGUAUGUUACUUACUUCUUCCAAAACGCCGGAAAUGCAAACCCCUUCCAAGUAACCAUCAUCACUUCAUGUGUCCAACUCAUCUCCAUGAUCCUUACGGCUACUCUGACGGACCGUCUUGGUCGUCGACCCCUAACUAUCUAUCCUUACGCGGUGACGGUCCUCUCGGUGCUAUGGCUGGGUGUAAUCGGCUGCUUCGACUACACGUCGAAGAGUCUAAGCUCACUCUUGGUAUAGCCCCGUCCCUCUACCGUUUUACCCCUAAACAACCCCUAACCGGUCUUGAUAGAUCUUCUUCGCCUGCCUGGCAACCUUCUCGACCACCGGCGCCUCAGCAAUCGGCUACGCUUACGCCGCAGAAGUCCCACAGCAGCGCCUCCGCGCCCAGACGGCGGGCCUGGCGCUCGCUCUGUCGAACGGCAUCGCUACCAUGUUCAGCUUCUGUACGCCGUUGAUGAUCAAUGGGACUGUUACGAAAUGGGGUGUUAAGACGGGGUUUUUGUGAGCCCCUCCCUUGCCCUGCCUCCUGGUGAGAUGCAGCGUCACCUCGUCGUAAGGGCCUACAAUUUGACCAACCGUCGCGUCUAACCGAUCAGCCUUGGACCGGAAGAAAGGGUAUGAGCGUGGCUCGAGCUCGUAUCCUUCUGAAUAUGUUACGCGUAGCUGGAUCUGUGACUUGUCUCCGACCGUCUUGAAGACCCAUCGGAGAAAGGCAGUAGAAUGGACGUCCGCUUGUACCUCGAUUGUAUGCUUCGAAUUUGCAUCGAGAGUCAACGGUCGAUUUCCAUCGAAGUACGCUGUCUAGUCGUCUGCAGACGCCGUACUCUGGCAUCGUCGGAUGAUAC